This is a messenger RNA of Effrenium voratum, 1815 nucleotides long. NCBI's taxonomy places the organism in Eukaryota, Dinophyceae, Suessiales, Symbiodiniaceae. The record is from the annotation of a GenBank genome assembly.
AGCUUCGAGUGGCUCCGGGCGCGGUUCAGCGCGCCGCCAUGCCGGCGCCGGGGGGCCGGAAGCCGGAAGGCAACCAUGGCUUGGAGAUCCGACCGCCCUCCCCAUCUGUGCCGGAGUUGUUUCAGCUGCGCUCCGACAUGGCGAAGCACCACCGGCGCAUAGAGAAGAUGCUGGCGGAGGUGCUCGGGAAGAUACAGGUCGCCACCUCCAAGGCCAUACGAGAUGAGCUUGGGACCAUGAAGAAGCAGCUCACCAGGGAAGAGCCGGACAUCUGCAUCCCUGGCACGCCGGACCGAGUCUUCGAGGAGGAUCAGGCUGAGCUGGCCGCAUCCGACGACGACCGGCCGGCCAAGAAGGAGAUGGGCUUGCUCCGCAGACAGGCUUCGGCACGCGACAAAUUCGAGAAGAGCCCGGUGUCGACUUUGGAGGCAUGGGCAGGCGGUUCUGGUCCGGGCUCGCCGGUGAAUGCUGGCAACACCGUGACCAUGAGCACCAGCGACAUCGAGGGUGAGGAUGCGAAGAAGAAGUUCAAGCUGGAGAAGACCAAAGUGAAAGGCGUCAGGGACAUUCUGGAGAUGAAGUGGAAGAGUCAGAGCUCCUCUGAAGUGGGCAGAUGCCGCAGCGCCGCCAAGUUGAUUGUGGGCAACCCGAAGUUCGAGUGGUCUUGCGCCACGCUGAUUUUGCUCUGCGCCAUCUUGAUCGGCGUUGAAGCGCACUGGAGCAUGGUGAACAUUGGGAGCACGCCGCCCCUGGUCUUCCGCAUCUUCAACUCCGUUUUCAACGGCCUCUUCACCAUAGAGCUGUGCUUGCGCUUAGCGGUGGAUGGGCUGUACUUCUGGACCCUGCGGAACUCUUCCAUCCACUGGAACGCCUUGGAUACCGUCCUGGUACUUCUGGCUUUGGUGGAGGAAGUGCUGGUGCUGGUCUGGACCACCGAAUCCCAGCUGUCAGGCCUGAAGAUCCUGCGCAUGGUGCGCCUGGCCCGGAUCCUGCGCAUCGUGCGGGUGGUGCGCUUCUUCUCGGAGCUCCGGGUCAUGGUGAACGGCGUCAUCGGCUCCGCCAAGUCCCUGUGCUGGGCCCUGCUGCUGCUGCUGUUGGUGAACUUCCUCUUCGGGGUCGUCUUCAUGCAGCUCUCCAUGGAGUACCUGGAGACCAUCAACCCCCAGGCCGAACUGCGGCAGUACUUUGGCUCGCUACCGCGGACCAUGCUGACUUUGUACCAGGCGAUCUCCGGUGGGAUCGAUUGGUACAAUGCCAUCGUCACGCUUCUUCCUGUCAGCGAGUGGAUGGAGUACAUCUUCUCCGCCUACGUGUUCUUCACAGUCUUCUGCUGCCUGAACAUCGUGACAGGCAUCUUCGUGGACAAUGCCAAGGCCCUGAAGGUGGCGGAUGAGGAAGCCAUGCAUCAUGAGGCCAUGAAGGAGCGGCAGAAGUGGAUCUCCGAGGUGGCGGAGCUGUUUACGAAGAUUUGUGCCGAGAAGGACGGGAAGUUGACGAAGGAGGACUUUGUGCAUCAUGUGACGCACAGUGACAGAAUCGCGACGUGCUUCUACCAUCUGGGCAUCAACACGGAGACCACCAACACGGACGAGCUUUGGGAGCUCUUUGACGUUGACGACAGUGGCGGCAUUGAUCAGGAUGAGUUUGCCAUUGGCAUCAAGCAGUUCCACGGUUAUGCACGCAGCAUCGACCUCUUCAAAUUGCGGAAAGAGGUCAAGGAGAUUCUCAAAAACCUCGCAUUGUUCGUGCACGACGACCACUGAACCCUUGGUCUUCCACCCUGAAAAAGCCGUUGCCUUUGGCAUUUUUUUUCUU